Ilex paraguariensis (yerba mate) is the source of this 1254-nucleotide messenger RNA. The record is from the annotation of a GenBank genome assembly. Lineage: Eukaryota; Viridiplantae; Streptophyta; Magnoliopsida; Aquifoliales; Aquifoliaceae.
AUGUUGCUGACAUCUUCUUGUGAUUGUCUCAGGGUUUCACAGGUUACCAGGGAAGGAAAAUUUAUGCAGUCUGAUGUCCCCCGCCAGCUAGUUUAUGGGACUAUGGUAUUUGUCCGACAAACAAUUGUUGCAGAUGCUUCCUGUGCUUUGUCACGGGCAGUUUGUAUUGCUACAAGGUAUAGUGCUGUUCGUAGACAAUUUGGUUCCCAGAAUGGACUUGAAACCCAGGUGAUUGAUUAUAAAACUCAGCAAAGUAGGCUUUUCCCUUUGAUGGCUUCUGCUUAUGCCUUUAGAUUUGUCGGUGAGUGGUUGACAUGGUUAUAUAAGGAUGUCACCCAAAGAUUGCAAGCCAAUGACUUCUCAACAUUGCCUGAGGCUCAUGCAUGCACUGCAGGGCUGAAGUCUUUGACUACUUCUGCUACUGCGGAUGGGAUUGAAGAAUGCCGGAAAUUAUGUGGGGGCCAUGGCUACCUUUGCAGCAGUGGGCUUCCAGAAUUAUUUGCAGUUUAUGUCCCUGCAUGUACAUAUGAAGGAGACAAUUUUGUGCUGCUUCUACAGGUUGCAAGGUUCCUUAUGAAGACUGUUUCUCAGCUGGGGUCUGGAAAAAAACCCGUGGGGACAGUAGGUUAUAUGGGGCGAAUUGAACACCUGAUGCAAUGUCGCUGUGAUGUUCAAAGAGCUGAGGACUGGUUAAAGCCUAGUGCAAUAUUGGAGGCAUUUGAGGCAAGGGCUGCUAGAAUGUCUGUUGCCCGUGCUGAAAACCUGAGCAAGUUUGCAAAUUCAGAAGAAGGAUUUGCAGAACUGUCCGCUGAUUUGGUUGAGGCUGCAGUUGCUCACUGCCAAUUAAUUAUUGUUUCCAAGUUCAUUGAGAAAGUGCAGCAAGACAUUCCGGGGAAGGGGGUCAAACACCAGUUAGAGGUGCUUUGCAACGUCUAUGCCUUGUUCCUUCUCCACAAGCAUCAGGGUGAAUUCCUUGCCACCAGCUGCAUCACCCCCAAGCAGGCUUCACUUGCUAAUGAUCAGCUCAGGACUUUAUAUUCCCAGGUUCGUCCAAAUGCAAUUUCACUUGUUGAUGCAUUUAACUACACUGAUCACUACCUUGGUUCAAUUCUUGGCCGGUAUGAUGGAAAUGUGUAUCCAAAACUCUAUGAGGCGGCAUGGAAGGACCCUCUCAAUGACUCGGUUGUGCCUGAUGGCUACCAUGAAUAUAUCCGGCCAAUUCUGAAGCAACAACUCCGUACUGCUAAACUCUAA